Messenger RNA from Bactrocera tryoni, 2039 nucleotides. RefSeq names its product zinc finger protein 577. The transcript has 2 exons. Gene Ontology annotation, biological process: regulation of transcription by RNA polymerase II. NCBI's taxonomy places the organism in Eukaryota, Metazoa, Arthropoda, Insecta, Diptera, Tephritidae. Bases 89 to 1750 code for a protein of 553 amino acids. Gene Ontology annotation, cellular component: nucleus. The record is from RefSeq and is a predicted model, not a curated record. Gene Ontology annotation, molecular function: zinc ion binding; RNA polymerase II cis-regulatory region sequence-specific DNA binding; DNA-binding transcription factor activity.
UCAAUUUAUUGUUUUGUUUUGAUAAAGGAUUGUGUAAAUGUAAAAAGGAUAAACUAAAUUUUAUAGUAAUCAACGUAAAUAAAUAACCAUGGCAGUUGUGGUCGAUUUAAAGUUCGCUUGCAUUAUUUGCCUUCAAGACGAUGGAGGUGAAUUGAUAUCUGUCUUCUCUGGGGAUAAGGAGAGUACUACUCAGUCGGAGCCAGAGUCAAGUUUAUCAAUUGCCGAAAAGAUUUCAUUAUGUUCAGUAUUAAAUUUGUCAAAUAUAAGUAUUAAAGUUUCAAACAAAAUAUGUAAUCGCUGUUUGGAUGAUCUUUCUGUCGCUUGGCGCUUCUGGAAAAAUUGUGAAACCACUAAUUCCCUCUUCAGAUCCAUACAACAAGAAGAAAAUGGAGAUGUCUCUUUGGUCAAUUGUGAAGUCGAUUGUGACAAAAUGAAACUUCCUACUUCUAUGAAAACACAACCAGCCCAUUCUGACAUUAAAUCAUAUAUCGAUACUGCUGAAGUAGAUGGAGAACAAUCUGACGACAUUGAUCCAAACGAAGCAGAAAAAUCUGAAGAUGACUUGGAUUCCAUUUCGGGUUUCGGAAUAGUAGAAUAUAUUGAUGAAGAUGAGCAAAAACAGUCUGAUGAAAGCACGGAUUAUUUUAACUGUAUUCGGGAAGAAAGUCUUGAAGCGAAUGAGGAUUUUAAAGUAAUUCAAAAACAAUCUAAUAUAGAAAAAGUAAGUAACUUGGAGACACAAAAUAAAAUCAAUACUACAGAAUAUGGAUUGAAAUUUGAAGCUGAAAUAAAAGAAGAAUUCUCAGAAGAUGGCGUCGAGGAUGAUAGUAUAGGUUUUAUAAGUAAACAAACGGAAGAUGACUUUUCGAACAGCGAAAAUAAUAUAAUUUCAUCCUACAAUAAAUCAAAAACUAAUGCUGAAAAAAAAUUACCAUUUAAAAAGAAAUUGAGUUAUAAAAAAUUAUCCACUCCGACUGAGGCAAAGUACAAUUAUCCUCAAAAGUUAUCGCAUAAAAGCAAAACGUUUCAUGCUUCUAUCAAGAUUUGUGAAAUCUGUGGAAACAUUUACAAGUACCAACACGCAUUAAACGCUCAUAUGCGCAGACAUAACAACGACCGGCAAUUCGGUUGUGAACUUUGCGACAAGGCAUUUGUUUCGAAUGUAGAGCUUAAACGACAUAUGCGUGUGCAUACGGGUCAAAAGCCAUAUCCUUGCUCUUUUUGUGAAAGACGUUUUUCCGACUUUGGGUCGCGAAGUAAACACGAACGUACACAUACAGGUGAAAGGCCAUAUCGUUGCACAACCUGCAAUAAGUCCUUUGCAUAUCCACAUGUUCUGACCGUACAUUUGCGAACACAUACUGGAGAGAAAAAAUUCCAAUGUACACGAUGUGGUAGAGGCUUCACAAAGAAAGUGUACCUCUUAGCUCACAUAGAAAACCAUACACGCUGUGAAAACAUGUCAUUAAUUACACGAAUGAAUGAUAAUGAAUCUGUCGUUAGUAUGAAAUCUGAUUCGGAUACAACGCAGCAACAAGGAAUUAUUGCAAUAAAAACAGUGGCCUUAGAGGAAUGCAUCUUUACCACAGAAUUAGUAAGUGAUAGUGGAAAUUUAACCAACGGAGACGAUGACAUAAGCCGUUGUACCAUGGAACUGGAAGAUGCGAUCGACGAGGAACACUUAGAAGAUGAUAAUAAUGUCGAAUACAUUUUGGGAAACACUCAACAGCUCAAAUGUGUAACUAAUUAACUGCUUGGGAACAUAUGUAUGUAUCUUCCGCAUAGGUGUCGCAAGGGAAGUUAAUUUUCAAAUAUGUUUCAUAUUGGCACACAAAGAUCCUUCAUACCAGACGCUCACCUGCUGGACUAGGUGAAUAUUUUCGUGGUAUUCCUAAUUACCUCAUUUGUAGAAACCACAUGUGGUGAAUGAUAUGCGGAUAAAGUUCUACAGCUAUAACUUUUCAUCAAUGUAUUUAUUAGUAUUUGUAUUAAUAAUAUGGAAAUAAAAAGAUGUAAUAUUAUAAUAAACAAUAAAUUGU